Molecule: messenger RNA, 1524 nt
Organism: Bursaphelenchus okinawaensis
Lineage: Eukaryota; Metazoa; Nematoda; Chromadorea; Rhabditida; Aphelenchoididae
Source: the annotation of a GenBank genome assembly
AUGGUCAGUACGGCCACACAGAAGAUCCUGCUUGUCGUGUCCAUCUUGCUGAUCUUGCUCGGACUUGGCUUGACCAUAGCUGGCGCUUUCAGCCCGGCAUGGCAAGUGGUCGAUAUUCGAGAGUUCCGAGCUGAACAUCAGGUAAUUGCUUUGUUUACAGUUGUUUUAAAGUGAGCGAAAGUAAUAUAAAGGCAGUGAAACACGUUAUGUGUUUGUUAUAGCAUUAUAACUUUGAGUUAUUACUUUUUCUGUACGAUGACUAUAUUUAAACUUAUUAUGAAUGAUUUAAUUUUUGUAUUAAUAUGACCUUGGUCUAUUUAGCACGGUUUGUGGUGGGACUGUAUCAGAGCAGAACGUCACGUCGUAGCUGUUGGAGACUUCUACGAUGAAACACCUCUUCAUUGUAUGUACAAGUUCGACCAGUCGGCCGAACUAGUCAUCGAUAACACUUUGAACAACAUCGAUGAAGAUGGUGCUGCUGGAGAAUCAGAGCAUCACAGAUUCUGGAUUUGGCACAAAAUCAUCCUGUUUUUCAUUAUUUUCAGUCAGAUUCUGGCUUCCAUUUCUAUUUGUACCGGAGCGUGUGCUCCUUGCUUCCGUCCGACAACUUUUGUUUUCACCAUUUCAUUGUUUGUUGCUUGUAAGUUACUUUUUGUUUAACAUGCUGGUUUCUAUGUAUUUUUUAAUCUGGUAUGUUGAACCAUAAUGUAAUAAUAUCACCUCUUCAGUGCUAUGUUCGUUGAUCGCCGACGGAGUAUUCUUUUUGGCCGCAAACCGUGUUGACAACCGAUUUGUACAAGGAAUGGUCGGUACAUACGAACAACAGAUCGGAUACGCAUUCUACGUGCACUUACUCGGCACUUUGUGCUGGGGUGGAGCCUUCUUGUGUGCCUUGUUAACCACGUACAAGUUCUUCUCGUCAAACGGCCAAAGGUGAGUCUCGGAUCGUGUCCCCGGUGUCUGUGUUCGCUUGACGCAUAAUCGUCUUUUAGCUAACGAGAUUUUUGUAUUUUAAAAAUGUUUUCGUGAAUCACACACCCGGCCUCUGCACCUCUAACAUUUCUAUGCCUAACACACUUGUUGAAACUGUUGAACUGAUCGCAUUUAAGAAGGCUAUUCGAACGCGACGAUGACUUGCGGUUGUCCGACACGGUAAAGUUGCGCGGUGACUGGCCAUCACAAAACUUUGGACAAAGCACCUUCAUCCCGGGCCAGAGAACGUUCCAUCUCCCAUCGAAUACACAAGUCUAAGAAAGGUCAGAGUUCUUCUUCUUCUACGUACUCGGAGCCCACGUCACCGUGCGGAAUUGGUCACGGUGAUGCGUGCUUCGAAUACUGAUUCUGUAGUUUCAUAUGCUUACUUCUUCUACGCAUUCAGUAGCAUCCACUCCAACUAAUAAACGUGAUUUCAGCGAAGAACGGUCGUUCCAAGAUCCUCGAUUCGAGCACCGUGACCCGCUUCUGGACGUUCAGCGAAGCGGCUACCGACCUCCAUAUCGUCCUUAUCGCGAGACCAGUGCAUGA